AGCCACUGAGGACUAUCGUAGGAACGGCAUGGAGAGCAAAUGGAGGGGCUGGGUGCUGAUCCUCGCUGUGUGCCUGGGCUCCUACCAAGCCGGGGCCAGCCCCCUCCACGAAUGUGGCGAGCAGCCGGAGGACUGGUGCCGCGAUGUGGCUACGGCGGCCAAGUGCGGGGCACUGGAGCUUUGCCAGAUCACCGUCUGGGACCAGGCCCUGGGGCAGAAGGGGAUCCCGUGUCACCUGUGCCAGGUGGUGGUCUCUGUGGUGGGCAAGAUCCUGCAGGACAACCGCACUGAGGAAAAGCUGCGGCUCUUCUUGGAUAAGAAAUGCCAGUACCUGCCCUUCCAGGACUGGUCUGUCAAGUGCAAGAGGAUGGUGGACACUGGCAUCCUCAUCCUCGUCCAGCUGGGCAAGCAAGUGCUGUCGGACCCAAAGGUGGUGUGUGGGACCAUCAGGCUGUGCCAGCCCCGAGAGAGCCCCACGGGGGCCCUGAAGUUUCAGAAGCCGCCGCCAGCCCCUGCAGGCCCCGCUCAGGACUUCGCUGACCUGGUUGCCCCCUUCAUCGCCAACGUGCCCCUCCUGCUGAAUCCCCAGGACCUGCCCCGUGGCGAGGCCCAGGAGAAGGAAGAGGUGUGCGGGGACUGCCUGCAGCUGGUGGCGGCAGUGCAGCUGGAGCUGGGGACCAGUGCUGCCUUUGCCCAGGCGUUGGUGGCCCACGGCGAGCGGGCGUGCGAAGGCCUGGCACCCGACCUGGCACGCUGGUGCAAGCACUACCUGGCCAAGUACGUGGACGUGGUCACCCAGCUGCUCCAGUACAUGCAGGCUGAGGACCCCCAGGAGCUGUGUGGCCAUCUGGGACUCUGCUCCUCCACCUCGGCACUGCCCCUCCACAUGCUGCUCACAAAGAAGGUGACACAGGUCCUGAGCGUGCUGGGGGAUGAGGAGGGCACCACGCCGCUGUGUGAGAUGUGCCAGUUCGCUGUGAAGACGGCUGAGAGCCUCCUGGAGAACAAUGUGACAGAGGAGCAACUGGUGAACGACAUUGAGAAGGUGUGCUACAUGCUGCCCCACGGAGUCAUCGGGCAGUGCAAGGACUUCGUCGACUCCUACGGCAAAGCCGUGGUCAUCAUGCUGCUGGAGGCCACCGACCCGGAGGCCAUCUGCACCAUGCUGCACUGCUGCCCCCGGAGAGGGGACACCGCCCGAGGGGCUGCGGCGCUGGAGCAGCUGGCAGUGGGUGCGGGCGCCUUCUGCAAUGUCUGCCAGAUCUUCAUCACCUACUUUGAUAACGAGCUGCUGAAGAACGAGACGCUGUCGGAGCUGGGUGACAUGCUGGAGAAGGGCUGCGAGCUGCUGCCCCCGCCGCUCACCGGCAAGUGUGAGGCGAUCGUGGUGCAGUACGAGCCGGCGGCCGUGCGGCUCCUGGUGCAGAUGAUGGACCCCACCUUUGUCUGCACCAAAAUAAGAGCCUGUGAAUCACCCAAGGAGGAUCUCCUGGGCUCGGACCCCUGUGCCUGGGGCCCGCACUACUGGUGCAAGAACAUGGCCACGGCAGUUGAGUGCCACGCUGUCGAGCACUGCCGGCGUCACCUAUGGAACUAGGAGCCACCUCCCCGGCCGGCCGGCCUUGCCCUGCCGUUUUGGUUCAGGAUCCCAAAGCCCCUCUCUUGGGAUGUGCCUGCACCUGCGGACGGCGACAGCCGGAGUCCACCGGCCUCUCACCCCGGCGGGGGCUGUGGGGUGCCCCAGCCGCCUCCGCCACUUCCUUUUCCACCCCUGGGGCUUGGAUUUCCAAAUCAGGUUAAGGGACUCAUUUCUCAGGACUGGGGAUUCAACCUCGCUGACUCUUCGGCCGACUGCAAAAUCCCACCAUCUCUCCCCAUUCGCAUCCUUCUCCUCACCCCAUCCCACCCUGCCCUGAACCGCUCGUAAAGCCAGAUCCUGCGACGUGGAUCCGUCCCCCUGGGCUGGAUGGUUUCUGUUGCCCGAAUGCCAGCACCCCAGUCCUGCCUGCUGGCAGUCUCACACCGCAGGUCUCUGGCUUUUGGCAAGCCCAGCUCUUUG
Molecule: messenger RNA, 2059 nt
Organism: Athene cunicularia (burrowing owl)
Lineage: Eukaryota; Metazoa; Chordata; Aves; Strigiformes; Strigidae
Product: prosaposin-like
Exons: 15
Coding region: 29-1597 (522 amino acids)
Biological process (GO): sphingolipid metabolic process
Cellular component (GO): lysosome
Source: RefSeq, a predicted model, not a curated record